AUGGCAAUCAGCUGUUCUUUCUCCGGUACGGCAUGUCAGAAUAAUACGUCUUCCUCCUCCCAUCCAAAGUUGCUCACUGCGGCCAUCAGCCAGUGCGGCAAGAGUAUCCAAUGGAGGAAAGCACUCGUACUACUGUUUCAGCAGCAAGAGGUCAACGUUAUAACUUACGGCUCUGCCAUCAAUGCUUGUGCGAAAGCCGCCGAGUGGCGGUGGUCUUUGUGCUUGCUGGAGGACUUGACGGACAGGCUGGCACACGUCAACGAGGUCACUUGCAAUUCGGCAAUCGCUGCUUGUGCACAAGCAAAUGAAUUGCAACGCCUGCAAUGUUUGUUCAACGAAUAUGAGGCAAGAGGGCUGCGACGAAAUGUGAUUACGUAUACCUCCGUCAUCGGUGCAUACAAAACUGGGGGAGAUUGGCAGCUUGCGCUGAUGUUGCUGCAUGACAUGGAACGGCAGUUUGUCCGAGCGAAUAUCGUCGCAUACAAUGCAGCCAUCGGCACCACUGAGCCAGGAGGUAAUUGGCUAGUUUCUUUGCUCGUGCUAAAUGAAGUUGACGCGUGCCAAGUUCAAGUAUCUGCCAUAACCCUUACGGCGGGGAUCAGUGCUUGCAGGGGGGAUGGAAAGUGGCACCUAGCACUGACAUUACUUUCCGACCUUCGAUAUCGAAACCUGCAAGCUUCAACCAUUGCAUACAACGCUGCCAUCAGCACAUGGGCACAUGGUGCCAACUGGCGGGAGGCUGUGUGGCUACUGCAGGGCCUGCCCAUCCAGCACGUCCGUGCCGAUGUCAUCACCUUCAACGCCGUUGCCAGUGUCCUGUCAUCUGGCCAUCAAUGGAAACGAGCGGAGCAGCUACUGGUGGAGCCCUCGUUGCAACUGGCCGGAGCAAACCUUAUCACACUCAACACUAUCCUCAGUGCUUACGAAACUGCAGGGGUCUGGGCACGGGCUCAGCGUCUUCUUCAGGAUUUGGAUGCAAGGAAGCUGCAAGCAAGUACCGUCCCCUAUAACACGGCAAUUAACGUUUGUGCUUGGGACAGAGACUGGAAGCAGGCGAUGCUCUUGCUGCAGCAGGUUGCCGUGGUACGGCUUCAGCCGGAUAUGAUCUCCGCUACCUCCGCCGUCAGCGCCUGUGAACAGGCCGAGGCUUGGACAAAAGCCGUGGAACUUCUCGUUCACCUUCACGAGGAGCGUCUCGAAGCCAGUAUGGUUGCCUACGCCGCUGCUAUGAGUGCCUGUCAGCGUGCAGGCCAUACGGUGCAGGUCAAACAGCUUUUCAAGGAGAUGCGGCAGCAAGCCGUGCCGGCUAACGUUAAAGCUUACAAUGCCGCUAUCAGCUCUUACGGCCGCGGAGGCCACUGGCGGAUGGCUCUGGCGCUGCUGGAGGAAAUCUCGGAACGGGCCCUUCAGCCUACGGCUGAAACUUACAAUGGAAUUUUGAGCAUCCUGGCGAAGAGCCGUGAGUGGUCGAAGGCAAAGGAGCUGCUCGGAGAGCUCCCUGCUCGUCGAGUGGAAAGGGGCCUUGUCGCCUACAAUACAGCAAUCAGCGCUUGCGAGAAGGGCGGCGAGUGGCAAGAGGCAUGCCAACUUCUGCAGGAGUUGUGCGAUGAACUUCAGCCGGAUGUCAUAUCCUACAAUGCAGCCAUUGGCGCUUGUGAGCGUCGCGGAGCAUGGCAGCCGGCCCAAGUCUUGCUGCAGGAGCUUGGCACGCAAGACAUGGAGCCAAGUAUGAUUAGCAUUUCCUCCGCCAUCAGCACCUGUCAAAGGACAGGCAUGUGGCCACAGGCGCGGCUCCUACUGCAGGAGGCUCAGGAGAAGCGAAUGGAGGCUAACGUUGUCGUGCUUACCUCAGUCAUUAGUGCUUGCGCGACUGCUGGCGCGGGAAUGCAGGCCUUCCGAUUGGUUCAGGAGCAGCCACGCAUGGUCAACGUCCUAGCUUAUCACUUCGUGGUCGCGGCUCUGGAGAUGUGCUCAUCAGGUUCCGCUCCGAUGCUUUCCUGCUUGGAGGAGGUGAAUCGUUUAGGGAGAGUGGAGCUCACCAAGCUGAGACCGAAAAAGGCUUUGCCGUCCAUGUCAAUUUUGUAA
Molecule: messenger RNA, 2085 nt
Organism: Symbiodinium sp. CCMP2592
Lineage: Eukaryota; Dinophyceae; Suessiales; Symbiodiniaceae
Source: the annotation of a GenBank genome assembly